Tetranychus urticae (two-spotted spider mite) is the source of this 1377-nucleotide messenger RNA. RefSeq lists its product as uncharacterized. The record is from RefSeq and is a predicted model, not a curated record. NCBI's taxonomy places the organism in Eukaryota, Metazoa, Arthropoda, Arachnida, Trombidiformes, Tetranychidae.
UGUAAUUCAUUAAAGGGUAAAUAAGUUUUUCACAGACUUUGGGUUCCGACCGACCACAAGCAACUUGCUCGGUCAACUUUAAGAUAAGAGUGUUUGCAUUCAAUUCAUCAACCGAUCUACUUAAACCCCUAAGGUAUCUGUUAUCGUUUCGUUCAUCAGCCAUGAGUCAUGAACAAUCAAUUCGAAUGGAAAUUUAGAUUUACUUGAGAUAAUUCAAUGUUUCAAUGCAUUUCAAUUCUUUUGUCUAACAAUUGUAAGACUGUUUUGGUCACACCUUGCGUUACAAAGUCCAGUUUACGUGGUAACAUUUCUGGUUUGGUCAGUUUAACCUUUCAGUAACUCAAAAUCAGGUCAACCUUUGUCUCUUUGUUGUCUAUUACAAUUCAGAUAUUUUACCUUGUUCCUUGCUUCGUUAUAUCCUAGCUCUCUUUGAAAAAAUGAAUACGAAUGAUGCUGACAUCGAUAAAACUACAAUAAAAGUGCAAGUGUCGGAUACUUAUCGAGAUCUUAUUUUGGACUGGUCAAUGGAAUUUUGGGAUUUAAAGAAAGAAAUAUUCAAACAGCUAGCAGAAUUCACUGGAAUACCAAUGGAAAAGACUUCUUCACUUGUAUUUGCCAAGCAACCCACUGGAAACAAUGUUUUUCCUGACAGCCCUUUUGUUCACUUUCCUGGUAACCGAGCAUUUUUACUUCUUAAAAACUGGUUCCCCAGACCUGAAGAGGUACCUCGAUUUCGCUGUUCGUAUACAAAGGCAGAUUACAGAGAUAAAUUCUUUAGAGAUGGCGAUUGUUUUGCUCUCAAUACAAGAAUGAAGAUGAAAGUUUCUCUGGAUGAACUCUAUGUUUCAUAUAGCUUAGUUCAUCGAGAUUUGAUUGAUGAAACUGAAUGCAGCAAGUUGUUUUGCCAUCAUAUGAGUAACAAAGCUUUUUUGGAUAAACAAGUUAAAAUAAUCAAUUCAGAUAUUGAAUCUCAUCUAAGAGAUCAGCCUCGUCCAAAUGUCGAAGGCAUUGAUUUCCUUGGAAACGAACUUUAUGCUGCUAUCUUAACUAGAGAAAAGGAGAUUCUGGCGGAUUUGAAUAUUGGACAAUAUUUUCAAUCAUAUUGCAAGUUUGGUCGCCAUUGGUUUCUUACAAGAUCACCUCGUACUUACUGGCCGAAUCGUGGUUAACGAAGAUGAAUGAAACUAUAAAUCUAUUAAUACAAUAUGUAAUCUAGUAAUGCAGUACAUUCAUCAGCCCUAAAACCUUUACAUUGAUCUAACCACAAACGAUUGUCUUAACAUUAAUGAUAAAAAUAAUCCUAAUAAUACUAACUGUUACAAAUUUGGUGCUUCUUGUUCUUGGAUUGCAAUAAAUCUAUAAUAUUGCUAUAAGUUU